UUAUAACAUCGACAUUAAAAGAACGUGUAAACGACGUCGACGUUAUAAUUUCGACGUAAAUCGAGCCGCGUAAACACACAAGUUAAAAAAAUAAGGUAAAAAUAUGGAAACGAAAAAGCGCGAAAGUUGGGAAACCGAUGAAACUCGAUAUUUUCUUAAAUUGAUGAGAGAACGGCAAGUGAUGAAAAGUUUAGACGGCAAAAGGUUUCGAGCAGAUGACAUUUUUAACAGCUUAGAAUCGUCUAUGAAUGAAAAAGGUUACAUUAAAACGUCAAAGCAAACGCAAACUAGAUUUAAAACACUGAGGCUUCAAUAUAACAAAAUCAAAAGAUAAAUGGGAAAAAGUGGAUCUGGCAAUUACAUAUCCUUAUUUCCGUAUGCCGAA
Messenger RNA from Trachymyrmex cornetzi, 385 nucleotides. RefSeq names its product zinc finger and SCAN domain-containing protein 32. The record is from RefSeq and is a predicted model, not a curated record. Bases 104 to 334 code for a protein of 76 amino acids. The transcript has 2 exons. Lineage: Eukaryota; Metazoa; Arthropoda; Insecta; Hymenoptera; Formicidae.